Drosophila persimilis is the source of this 851-nucleotide messenger RNA. RefSeq names its product adult cuticle protein 1. The transcript has 2 exons. Lineage: Eukaryota; Metazoa; Arthropoda; Insecta; Diptera; Drosophilidae. The record is from RefSeq and is a predicted model, not a curated record. Bases 67 to 456 code for a protein of 129 amino acids.
AGAGAUCAGUUCAGAACAAGAGUUCAACAAGAGCGCUACCAAACCCAAACCCAAACCAACAGCAAAAUGAAAUUCGCCAUCGCCGUUGUCUUCACUGUGGCCCUUGCCAUGGGCGUCCAGUCGUCGGUGAUUCCCCUGCUCUCGCAGGUGGCCGGACACGGACUCUCCUACACGGCCGUGUCGGGACCCGCUGUGAUCGCCUCUCCCUGGGCCCAUGCCGCCGCCCCCUGGGGUCAUCCCGCCGCCGCCUGGCCCGCAGCCGUGACCGUUGGCGCCUGGCCCCCAGCAGCCCCCGCUGUCGUUGCCGCCCACUCCCCCGCUGUUGUGGUCGGCCCCGUGGCCCAUGAGGGUGUCUACACAGCCCAGACCCGUGGUGCCAUCCACACCGCUCCCCUGGCCGGACACAUCCAGUCGGUGGCCUCCAUCAACGCUGCCCCCGCUCCCGGAACCCUGUAAGUGAGAGGAUCUCCUGAUGGACUACAAUCCACCACCACCGAUCGGACCGCCCCGCCAUGCCAAGGAACUGCCAUUGAUGGAUCCUCCCUCCCCGGGGGGCUCCUCAACUCAACCCCAAUACUGUUGUACAUAAAUGUAUAUAGAUCUAUAUAGACAGGGUACUCGCACCUAGCACUUGAACUUCAACCACCCCUACCAUAACUAGCCAUCAAAAUUCCCUUUCGACCCAAGCACCGGCCAACACUGGCUGUGUCCCUUGCGCUCUUUAUUUAUUUCGAAUACAUGUUCCAAGCAUUCCUGUGAAAACUAGGCAGAAGGACUUUCCUUUGAAGGAAUGCCACGACCAUUCCCUGGGGAAAUGUUUGAAAUUUUGCAAAUAAAGAAAAUGUAACCAA